Molecule: messenger RNA, 1421 nt
Organism: Oryza sativa Japonica Group (Japanese rice)
Lineage: Eukaryota; Viridiplantae; Streptophyta; Magnoliopsida; Poales; Poaceae
Product: transcription factor VIP1
Biological process (GO): regulation of DNA-templated transcription
Cellular component (GO): nucleus
Molecular function (GO): DNA-binding transcription factor activity
Source: RefSeq, a predicted model, not a curated record
CUCACACCACGCGUCUCCCCCCACCAACUAGCUCUCUCUCUCUCUCUCUCUCUCGCGCCGCCGCUACGCUCGCCGCGCCGCCGCUACGCUCGCCGCGCCGCCGCUACGCUCGCCGCGCCGCCGCGGGUGGGGAGAUUUGACCGGCGUUGACUCCGGGAUGGACGGGCGGUUCCCGCUGCCGCCGGCGAGCGGAGGGGGGCGGGGGCACCACCGGCGGGCGCACUCGGAGACGUUCCUGCGGCUGCCCGACGCGGACCUCCUCCUCGACCCGGAGGGGGACUUCUCCUUCUCCGACCUCGACUUCCCCUCCCUCUCCGACGACUCCCCGGCCAUCUCCGACCCGACCCCGCCGCCGCCGCCGCCGAUGGCUGCGACCCCCGCGCCGGCGCCGCGGCCACCGGGUGGGGCGCACAUGAGGAGCCUCUCCCUCGACACCGCCUUCUUCGAGGGUUUCUCGUUGCAGGGUGGGGGAGGAGGAGGAGGAGGAGGAGGGAGUGGGGGAAGUGGUGGGCAUAAGAGGAGCGGGUCGAUGGAUGGGGUCAACUCGCCGUUCGAGGGUGAGUCGGCGCUCUCCGGUGGGCUACCGGACUACGCGAAGAAGGCCAUGCCCGCGGAGAGGAUCGCCGAGCUCGCGCUCAUCGACCCCAAGCGCGCAAAGAGAAUUCUGGCGAACAGGCAGUCGGCUGCAAGGUCCAAGGAAAGGAAGAUCAAGUACACUAGCGAGCUGGAGAGGAAGGUGCAGACACUGCAGACCGAGGCCACCACGCUGUCUGCACAGCUCACGCUUCUCCAGAGGGAUACAUCUGGUUUAACUGCCGAGAAUAGAGAGCUCAAGCUACGGUUGCAGUCCAUGGAAGAGCAAGCUAAACUACGUGAUGCUCUGAAUGAAGCUCUGCGAGAAGAAGUUCAGCGACUUAAGAUAGCAGCAGGGCAAGCUCCAAACAUGAACGGGAAUCCCUUCAAUGGUGGACUCCAACAGCAGAUUCCGCCCUAUUACACGCAACAGCAGCAGCAGCAGCAACAGAUGCCUUAUUUAGGCGGCCACCAUGCUCAGCAACGCCAUCCAAGCCAUCAGCAGAGCUCAUCAAAUGGCGGCCAGUCGCUGAGUGGUCAGUCCCUAAACGACUCCAUGGAUUUCAUGUGAGGAGAAGAAACUCGGGGGCCCCUAUUAAACCAUAUACCAACUGCAGCUCAGCAUUGUAAAGAUAGCUAAUGUACAAUGUAAUGCAUAUGAAUCAUUGAAUAGGGUAGCUAGCCGUUCUUUGUACCAGUAAACAGAAGUAAUUCUUGUAUGACAUAAUCCUCCCUUUCCCCCUUUGUUCAUUCCUGGAUUAAUGCCUAGACUGAGUUAACUAUGUUAACCAUUUAACACUUGUCUUGUAAAGUGGUCGUUUGUAACAGCCAAUGUUUGCUGUGAUUCA